Messenger RNA from Arvicanthis niloticus (Nile rat), 1289 nucleotides. NCBI's taxonomy places the organism in Eukaryota, Metazoa, Chordata, Mammalia, Rodentia, Muridae. The record is from RefSeq and is a predicted model, not a curated record.
CUAUUCCCUGGAGCACGUUCAAGCUUUGUAUUAGUUUCCAUUUCAACAAAUGAUGGCAGAAGCUCCCAACAUGGCAGUCCCGACUGGACAGCAGGUGCUAGCAGAAGCUCCUAACAUGGCAGCCAUGACUGAACAGCAGCUGCCCGCAGAAGCUCCUGCCCAGGACCCGGUACCAGAGGCUCCAAAGAGAAGGAAAAGGAAAACCAGGGCAGCAGAGCUCCAGGAGCCAGUGGAACCCAAAAAACCUGCUGCGACAAAGAAAUCCGGCAAGUCCACAAAAGCGAAAGAAAAGCAAGAGAAAAUCACAGACAAGUUUAAAGUGAAAAGGAAAGUGGACCGUUUCAACGGCGUCUCUGAGGCCGAGCUUCUGACCAAGACUCUUCCUGACAUUUUGACCUUCAGUCUGGAUAUUGUGAUUAUCAGCAUUAACCCAGGAUUAAUGGCUGCUUACAAAGGACAUCAUUACCCUGGGCCUGGAAAUCACUUCUGGAAGUGUCUGUUCGUGUCAGGGCUGAGUGAGGUGCAGCUGAAUCACAUGGAUGACCACACCUUACCUGGGAAAUACGGCAUUGGCUUCACCAACAUGGUAGAAAGGACGACGCCAGGCAGCAAGGAUCUGUCUAGUAAAGAGUUUCAGGAAAGAGGCCGUAUCCUAGUGCAGAAACUGCAGAAAUACCAGCCAAGAAUAGCGGUGUUUAAUGGAAAAUGUAUCUAUGAAAUUUUCAGUAAAGAGGUUUUUGGAGUAAAGGUUAAGAACUUGGAAUUUGGGCUUCAGCCCCACAAGAUCCCAGAAACUCUUUGCUACGUCAUGCUGUCUUCCAGUGCCAGAUGCGCUCAGUUUCCUCGGGCCCAGGACAAAGUUCAUUACUACAUUAAGCUGAAGGACUUGAGAGACCAGCUGAAAGGCAUCGAACGCAACACGGACAUUCAGGAAGUGCAGUAUACAUUUGACCUACAGCUUGCACAAGAGGAUGCAAAGAAGAUGGCUGUUAAAGAAGAAAAGUAUGAUCCAGGCUAUGAGGCAGCGUGCGGUGGCGCCUAUGGUGAAAACCCAUGUAAUUGUGAACCUUGCGGCUUUGCUUCAAAUGGGCUAAGAGCCAACAGUACGCAGCCGGGAGAAGAAUCAGCUCCUGGCGACAUUCCGAAUGGACAGUUGAUGGCGCAGUCGUUUGCAGAGCAGAUCCCUUCUUUUAAUAAUUGUGGGACACAAGAGCAGGAAGAAGGAAGCCAUGCUUAGGAAGAUGCCUCUCAGCUCUGGCUCAGUGCUGCAGUUUUAAUGCAGAUGUCAG